Messenger RNA from Arachis stenosperma, 744 nucleotides. RefSeq lists its product as uncharacterized. Bases 1 to 744 code for a protein of 247 amino acids. The record is from RefSeq and is a predicted model, not a curated record. Lineage: Eukaryota; Viridiplantae; Streptophyta; Magnoliopsida; Fabales; Fabaceae. The transcript has a single exon.
AUGGAAGAACCAUCUCAAGGACAGAAGCAGUUGGAGAUGACUUUCACACCUCCCUUGCCAUACCCUCAAAGGUUCAACAAGGAGAUCAAGGAUCAGCACUUCCCCAAAUACCUUGAAGUCUUCAAGAAGUUGGAGAUUAAUAUCCCCCUGGCUGAAGCAUUAGAGCAGAUGCCUCUAUAUGCGAAGUUCUUGAAAGAGCUUAUCAACAAAAAGAGAAGUUGGCAUGAGAAGGAAACCAUUAUGCUCAUUGAAAAAUGCAGUGCUGUGAUUCAAAGGGGCCUCCCACCAAAACUUAAGGAUCUUGGGAGCUUCUUCCUACCUUGUACCAUUGGUAAUCUAACCAUUGAUAAGGCACUACGUGACUUAGGAGCAAGCAUCAGUCUAAUUCCCUGUUCAAAUAUGAGAAGGCUAUGCAUAGAGGAGGUAAAGCCCACACAAAUGUCACUAGAGCUCGUGGACAAAUCAUUGGUAUUUUCCAGAGGAGGGAUUGAAAAUCUCCUGGUCCAAGUAGGGAUAUUCAUAUUCCCAGCAGAUUUUGUGAUCCUGGAUCUAGGAGAAGAAGGGAGUGACUCUAUUAUCUUGGGAAGACCCUUCUUGGCCACAACAAGGGCCAUCAUAGAUGUUGAACAAGGAGAGCUGACCCUAAGGGUGCAUGAUGAAAGCAUUACUCUAAAUGUCUUUCCAGAAGCACAGCAUAAUGAUGAAAAGGAAAAAUGCAUGGAGGUUGACAAAGAAGACUUGUAG